AUUUCCUUUAUUCCCAACCAAAGUUGGUUUUGGGAUGCAAGAUCAUGGAACAUGAUGGAAAUCCACAACACAACUGAACAAAAAACGAUGAGGAACUUUUUACGGAAAGUCUCCGGUUUAUUACACUUUCUUCUGUUGGGAAAAAGUAAAUUUUAGACUGAAUGAGUGGAUUAUUUGUUUUUCACUGGGAGUGGACACAGUCAAAGUUUAAGGAGAGAGACGACUGCGCUUGUCAGAGAGCUUGUGGUACUCUCUUGACCAGGACUGCCUGAAAACGGAUCCCAUUCCCACCUAGAAGGACCGCAGAUCUGAUCUCCAACUCUCCCCAGGGAAGUAAAGAAACUGCCAUUCUCCUCCUGAGGAUUUUACUGUGCAGAGUGUGUGUGAGUACAGGUGAGAGAGGAAGCAGGGAGGUGAUACUGAUAUAAACAGAAUAGCAGGCGUUUCCAUCCUCCUGAGAAAGUGAAGUACAGAGGAUCUAAAGAAAAAAGAAAUAUUCAAACAAAAGAAGGACAGACAGAGAGGUGCAAGAUGAAGGCACUGGCUGAGAUCCAGGGGCGGACUGAUAAGCUUUUGGACUCCAUGGCAGAUAGACUCACAUCCUUUAGACUACGUAAUCAGAACUGGAUCUUAGAGAACAAUGAUGACGGCCUGUUGCUGGGGGAGGGGAGCUGGGGAACAGAGAGAGGCUUCAGGGGGAGCAGAAGAUCCAGUGGUGUCCAAGAACACAGAGAGUCAUAUUCAGUGGCUGGCAGUGAGGGCAGCAUCACCCCCUCUGUGGGCUCCAUGCCCCCCCAGGCUUCAGGUAGCUCCAGCCCCUGCUCCCCCUCCUCCCCCCGGGGCUCGCGACGCUCUGUCAGCGCCCUGAAGAAAUGGCUCACCAAUCCUGUCCGUAAACUCAGCCCUGGCACCGGAUUGGAAAGAGGUGGUGAAGGAGGGAAAGGAAAGAAGCAAGACUCUAUGCUGGAUGAGAAGCAGGCCUCAGCGCAGCACCCUCCCAGCCAGGCCCCAGGAAGGCCCCUGGAGCAGGGGGAGAACUACACCAUCCUCCCCUGCAGCCAGAGAGACCUGGAAUCGAGUGGUCUGGUUAAUCCAGCAGAGUCCGCCCCGGUGCACCCCCUCUAUCACAGCUAUCUGUCUGACCUGCUGCCAGAGACACACACAGACAGUCUGAACCAAGCAUCUACCAACAUUCUACCGGACGAUGGGGACCAUGCCUCCUUCACUGACGACUCUACAAGCCAAUGGUCAGCCAGCAUGGACACAGAGGAGGACAGGAGGAGUGCCUUAGAAAAGAGCAUAUAUGUGCUGACAGAGCUGAUAGAGACCGAGAAGUUGUAUGUGGAGGACCUUGGACUCAUAGUCGAGGGAUACAUAACCACCAUGUCCAAUCAGGGAGUACCCGAAGAUAUGAAGGGAAAGGACAAGAUAGUGUUUGGAAACAUCCAUCAGAUCUAUGACUGGCAUAAAGAUUAUCUCCUGGGAGAGCUGGAGAAGUGUGUGAAUGAGCCGGACAGACUAGCUCAACUCUUCAUCAAACAUGAACGGCGUCUCCACAUGUACGUAGUGUAUUGUCAAAACAAGCCCAAGUCUGAGCACAUUGUGUCAGAGUAUAUUGAGACCUACUUUGAGGAGUUGAGGCAGCAGCUGAAUCACAGACUACAGCUGAAUGACCUUCUCAUCAAACCUGUUCAGAGGAUCAUGAAGUACCAGCUCUUGCUGAAGGACUUCCUGAAGUAUUACACCAAAGCAGGAAGGGACACAGCAGAGCUGGAGAAAGCAGUGGAGGUGAUGUGCUUUGUGCCUAAACGAUGUAACGACAUGAUGAAUGUUGGCAGGCUGCAAGGCUUUGAGGGGAAGAUCACAGCACAGGGGAAGCUCCUCCAGCAGGACACCUUCUCAGUCAGCGAGCAGGACAGCAGCUUCCUGUCUAAACCCAAGGAGAGGCGGGUCUUCCUGUUUGAGCAGCUGGUCAUCUUUAGUGAGCCAAUAGACAGGAAGAAGGGAUUUUCUCUUCCAGGCUAUACCUUCAAAAACAGCAUCAAGGUCAGCUGUCUGGGUGUGGAGGACGUCAGUGAGGAGGAUCCAUGUGGCCUGGUCCUAACCUCCCGGGGGACUGAUGGCAGCGUGACACGUUUCAUCAUGCAGGCAUCAUCCCCUGAGACACAGCAGGCCUGGGUCAAUGAUGUGGUCCAGAUCCUGGACACCCAACGGAAUUUCCUCAAUGCUCUCCAAUCACCAAUAGAGUACCAGCGAAGGGAGAACAAAGGGAAGUCGAACAGCCUGGGCAGGGCCAUGAGAGUUCCCAUGGCCUUGACCUCAGGACUGCGACCUCACUCCUCAGCCUCUAUUGACAGGCACCGCCUACCUUGCCUCCACUCAUACAACACCUCCUUGCCCUCCCUACACCUGCCCAGCCAGGGUCAUGUCUCUGAGGCAGGCAAACAGCCACCACUCUUACCCAAUACCAUGGUGUCCAACCCCAGUCCCCUGACAAGCCGUCCUUCUCUCCUCCCGCUGAACCCCCCUCCACAGCUCAUUUUGUCCUCAGUAGGGAGGCAUGGUCAGGGGGUGUCAAAUGGCCUGAGCCCCCCUGGCCAGCCUAGAUCCCAGGGUUUGAUGGACAGUUUCCAGAUGUCCACGUCGGUGGUUGGAGAGUCUUCCACAUCACAUCGCUCAGGCAACCUGGACAAGCUGACAGAGAAUGACCAGUGAUGACCUGAGAUGGUCUUUAGCCUCAUUUUGAGGGCAGGCUAAAAUACCCCAGACUAGCCUCUACUUGUUGGCCAGGCAGCAAGUGGGAACAGGAAUGAGCAUGUCCUGAAACCACUAUCAAUGUAUCAAUGUAACUACUGCAUCAAAACAAUAUUACUAUGGAUUCUCUAGUGUGUUGAAAGAUUUUAUGUCUCUGCCAAAACAUUCAAUUUUCUACUAUUUGAAUUUAUAUCUGUGCUUAAUUGCCAUGCAGGUCCUGUAUGAUGUUAAUUAUAGACCAUUUCUGAUCUCAGUAUAAUGAUGUUGACGGUGUGUGUAGUGUGUAUCCUGUUUGUGGCUAGUUUUUACAUCUGUGAUGGAACAGACAAACAACUCUUCAACAACCAAGAAACAUCAACCAUGGAUUCAGUCAUGUGAUUCUGUGAAAUUCUAAAGACAUUCUAGUGUAUCUAUUUGUUUGUUUUUAAACAUAUUUUUCACGUCAUAUAAUUUCUUUGUUCAACGGGGGACCAUAUUAGUAUUUUCCAAUGCAAUUUGUCUGCUAGUGUCACUUUGUAUUAGGAAGGCAGCAAAGAUCUAUUAGAUACUGUAUAUUUACUGUUUCUGUUCUUAUUGCUUAUCAUUUACUAUGGCCUCCUCAUCACCAGGCUACCACGUAGCCUUCUUUCAAAUGGAGGAAUCUUAAAUUACUCACAGUAGACCUGAGCUUGAUUGAAAGGUUGAAAUCUGUGAACGUUUUUUUCAUGCGUUGUGCAUGUGUGUGUACACCCUGCAUAAUGUUAAUGGAUGUUUUCCUUUUUUGUGCGUGCGUGCGUGUUGGGGGGGGGAUUUUCUAUUUUAACAUUACCAUUGUUCCAACGUUAUCAGAUAAAAACACACACAAACUCGCACAAAGCACACUUCAAAAUCCCACGGGGAGAGGAAAAAGGCAAUGUCAUCAUGAAUGCACAUAAUCCACUGUCCGAUCUUAUCAAUAAAGAUGUGUCUGUAUGA
Messenger RNA from Hypomesus transpacificus, 3708 nucleotides. RefSeq names its product Rho guanine nucleotide exchange factor (GEF) 25b (gene arhgef25b). Gene Ontology annotation, cellular component: cytoplasm; plasma membrane. Lineage: Eukaryota; Metazoa; Chordata; Actinopteri; Osmeriformes; Osmeridae. Gene Ontology annotation, molecular function: guanyl-nucleotide exchange factor activity. The transcript has 17 exons. The coding region runs from base 532 to 2715 and encodes 727 amino acids. Gene Ontology annotation, biological process: axon guidance. The record is from RefSeq and is a predicted model, not a curated record.